Salvia hispanica is the source of this 1069-nucleotide messenger RNA. RefSeq names its product aquaporin PIP2-7. Lineage: Eukaryota; Viridiplantae; Streptophyta; Magnoliopsida; Lamiales; Lamiaceae. Gene Ontology annotation, molecular function: channel activity. The record is from RefSeq and is a predicted model, not a curated record. Gene Ontology annotation, biological process: transmembrane transport. Gene Ontology annotation, cellular component: membrane.
CAGUCACUCCCAUCACACACCUGUAUCAACAUUCAACACAGUAAUUGCUGCUUAGAAUCAAUAAUGGUGAAGGAUGUGGAAGCAGUGGAGCCAGCGGCGGAGUACUCCGCCAAGGACUACCACGACCCGCCGCCGGCUCCGCUGUUGGACUUGGACGAGCUGACCAAGUGGUCCUUCUACAGAGCCCUGAUCGCCGAGUUCAUCGCCACCCUCCUCUUCCUCUACGUCACCGUCCUCACCGUCAUCGGCUACAAGUCCCAGAGCGCAACCGACGAGUGCGGCGGCGUGGGCAUCCUCGGCAUCGCCUGGGCCUUCGGCGGCAUGAUCUUCAUCCUCGUCUACUGCACCGCCGGGAUCUCGGGGGGCCACAUCAACCCGGCGGUCACGUUCGGGCUCUUCCUGGGCCGGAAGGUGUCGCUCAUCAGGGCGGUCAUGUACAUGGUGGCGCAGUGCCUCGGCGCCAUCUGCGGCGUCGGCCUCGUCAAGGCCUUCCAGAGUUCUUACUACAACCGCUACGGCGGCGGGGCCAACACCCUCAGCGACGGUUACAACAAAGGCACCGGCCUCGGAGCCGAGAUUAUAGGCACCUUUGUUCUCGUCUACACCGUCUUCUCCGCCACUGAUCCCAAGAGAAAUGCCCGCGACUCCCAUGUUCCAGUGUUGGCUCCGCUUCCAAUUGGGUUCGCGGUGUUCAUGGUUCACCUGGCCACCAUCCCCAUCACCGGCACCGGCAUCAACCCUGCUCGGAGCUUCGGUGCUGCCGUCAUCUUCAACAACGAAAAGGCCUGGGAUGACCAUUGGAUAUUCUGGGUGGGGCCAUUUAUUGGAGCUGCGAUUGCUGCAAUCUACCAUGUAUUCAUCUUGAGGGCAGGGGCCCUGAAAGCUCUGGGAUCAUUCAGGAGCAAUGCCUGAUUUAUCAUAAUAAAAUGCCUAUUCUCUGUCAUUAUCAAUGUGUACAUAUUUUCUUCUCCAUGUAUUGGAUUCUUCUUCCUUUUUUUCUUUGUUUGUAAUUCCAGUGUAUUGCUCAUCAUCCUCUUUUUUCUUUUAAUUCAAGAAAAAUGUUUGUGUA